GGACUAUCUCCCAGUGGCAGGCCCUUCGAUAAAAUCAGGAACUUGCGCUGGCCCUGCAAUGUCAAGGGAGGGGGCUCACCCAGGGCUCCUGUAGCUCAUGGGGCAGGCCUGAGCCCUGUGCCCGCCCUGAGUUCGUCCCAGCCCCUGACGGGGCGCCCCAUCCUGAGGGGCUCCGCACUGGCCCCCACCGAAGCAGGGGACCUGACCGGCUAGGAGAUCGGCUGGAUGUUACAGGCGUGCAAAAUGGAAGGGUUUCCCCUCGUCCCCCCUGUGAGUACUGGGACUCCUCUACUGGCUCGACCCUCGGCCCUCAGACGCCAGUCCGCCUGCCCUCCAACCCCCCAGCCAGCUGCCCUCCCGCAGCCAUCGGAAGACCUGGUUCCCUAUGACACGGACCUGUACCAACGCCAGACGCACGAAUACUACCCCUAUCUCAGCAGUGAUGGAGAAAGCCACAGCGACCAUUACUGGGACUUUCACCCGCACCACGUGCACAGCGAGUUCGAGAGCUUCACCGAGAACCACUUCACGGAGCUGCAGAGCGUGCAGCCCCCCCAGCUGCAGCAGCUCUACCGCCACAUGGAGCUGGAGCAGAUGCACGUGCUCGACACCCCCAUGGCGCCGACCCACGCGGGCAUCGGCCACCAGGUCUCCUACCUACCCCGGAUGUGCCUCCCAUACCCCUCCUUGUCCCCGGCACAGCCUAGCUCGGAUGAGGAGGAGGGCGAGAGGCAGAGCCCCCCGCUGGAGGUGUCUGACGGGGAGGCUGAUGGCCUGGAGCCAGGGCCUGGCCUCCUGCAUGGGGAAACAGGCAGCAAAAAGAAGAUCCGCCUGUAUCAGUUCCUGCUCGACCUGCUCCGCAGCGGGGACAUGAAGGACAGCAUCUGGUGGGUGGACAAGGACAAGGGCACCUUCCAGUUCUCGUCCAAGCACAAGGAGGCGCUGGCACACCGCUGGGGCAUCCAGAAGGGAAACCGCAAGAAAAUGACCUACCAGAAGAUGGCCCGCGCCCUGCGCAACUAUGGCAAGACGGGUGAGGUCAAGAAGGUCAAGAAAAAGCUCACCUACCAGUUCAGCGGGGAGGUGCUGGGCCGCGGGAGCCUGGCCGAGCGGCGCCACCCGCCCCACUGAGCCCAGGCCCACAGAACCUGCUGGGCCCGCCAGGCCUCCCCGCUGGCCAUAGCAUUAACCCCUCGCCCGGCCCGGACACAGGGAGGCAAGCUCCCAGGGGCCAGGGGCAGGACUGUGGCGGGCCGGGCCUUGACUCACCCGUCCACUCCCUCCUCCAAGCCCGCUACCCACGGCCUCUCCUCACCUCCCACCAGGACUCCAGCCCCAGCUCCAGGGGGCCACCUGGGCGUCUGACCGCAGCCAAGGGUCAGCCUUGCUUAGUACAAUCUGGGGUGCUUCCUUGGGAGUUCAAAGUCAUCAGAUUUGUAUAAAUUGAACCCUCCUUCUUAAGCGUCUCUCCCUUCCCACACCUCUCCCUCGUUAGCUUCCUCAAGGAACAGUUAUUAAAGUUAUUCUCAGUGA
Molecule: messenger RNA, 1533 nt
Organism: Leopardus geoffroyi (Geoffroy's cat)
Lineage: Eukaryota; Metazoa; Chordata; Mammalia; Carnivora; Felidae
Gene: SPI1
Product: Spi-1 proto-oncogene
Exons: 5
Coding region: 226-1131 (301 amino acids)
Biological process (GO): regulation of transcription by RNA polymerase II; cell differentiation
Cellular component (GO): nucleus
Molecular function (GO): sequence-specific DNA binding; DNA-binding transcription factor activity, RNA polymerase II-specific
Source: RefSeq, a predicted model, not a curated record